CGGUCGGCCUUUAUCAAAACCGGUGUAGUUUUUUUACACAGUUUCCCUUCUGGUUAUUCUGCGGUAGGUACACACGGGCCAGCGGUGUUUCACGUUUUGGGGAAAUCGUGCCAGUGUCGGCUGAAAGAUGGUUAAAAAUGCAAGUCUCUAAUCUUGUCUUAACACAAUUAUCGUUGUUAAAGUGUUAUUACAUAAAAAAUACCGGAUGUUCGAAAACAAUGCGAUUAAAAGUCAUUAAAAGUUCACUCUAAGAAUAGUGUAAAGUUUUGUGGUUUUUUUCUUCUGUGUACGUUAUUUUUAAUACAUUUUUUUAUACAUAUAAUGAGACCAACAAGUAGAAAUUAUUUUACUAGUUGUCAGUAAUAAUAUUGUUACCUGUUUAUUUUUUUCCCCACAAUAAAUCAUGAUAUUAAACGUUCAACGUCGUUUUGAAAUCAAACCAAAGACCAGCAGUCGGAUCGUGCAAACAAAGUCAAUUAAAAGAUCCGUAUCGAUGUCUCUGAACACCGGGUGAGACGUGCUGCGACUCCGGGGCAAACGUCAAUUCGGCGGAUACAAAAAAAACAUGAACAAUCAUUUAAGUUACAAGAUGGAGGGGGACAAGUCGACAAACUACAGCGAUGAGUUUUACAAGAACGUCAAGCUGAUCGGGUUCGUGAAAACCGAUUCGGAGACAAUACCCGGAUACAAAAACGAAGGAUUCCAAUGGGGCUCGUCCGACGACCUGUCCGGAUAUCCUCCGGCUUACACCACCCAAAGCGACAUGGUUCCCAAAAAAGAACCAGAUAACGACUCGACAGUAUUGCCCAUCUGUCUCGAUACAGUGCACCGGUGUUGCACGAAAAAAGUACUCUACAAACGACUUCCUAUUCUCCGGUGGUUGCCUAAGUACACGCUCAAAGACCAAGGCGUAUCCGACCUCGUCGCUGGAAUAACAGUCGGGCUAACCGUCAUACCGCAAGCCAUAGCGUUUGCCAACGUAGCCGGCUUACCUCCACAAAUCGGACUGUACUCGUCGUUUAUGGCGUGUUUCGUGUACACGAUUUUCGGCAGUUGUAAAGAUCCGGCCAUCGGUCCUACCGCCAUAAUGGCAAUCAUGACCAGAGAGAACAUACACGGCAUGGGACCCGAAUUCGCCGUGCUGUUGACUUUCAUAACCGGUAUCAUUCAGCUCAUCAUGGGAUUUGCCCAGUUAGGUUUUCUAAUUGAUUUUAUAUCCGGCCCGGUUUCGGCUGGCUUUACUUCCGCUGCGGCCAUUGUCAUUGCCACGUCUCAGAUGAAAGACUUGCUGGGCAUUAACAUCAAAUCGAGCUCGUUCAUUGGCGUUUGGGAUCAACUGGCCACGCACAUCAAAGAGAUCAGCAUUGGCGACGGAACGCUCGGCAUAACUUGCAUGAUAGUCUUGUUGCUGUUGCGGAAAAUGAAAGACAUACAGAUCGGACCUCGGGACACCAAGGAGAAGACGACGGCACAGCGAAUGUUAAUGUCGACCAUAUGGCUGAUUUCGACCGCCAGGAACAUCAUAGUGGUGGUAUUUUGCGCCAUGUUGGGUUACAUGUACGAAAAGCACGGGCGUUUGCCGUUUAAGCUUUCCAGUCGAGUGGAACCGGGCCUGCCCGACUUCCAGCCGCCGGCUUUCGAGACGACCGCCAAAAACGAGACCUACAACUUUAUCGACAUGGCGUCGAAAUUGGGUUCGGGCAUAUUGGUCGUGCCGUUACUGUCGAUUUUGGAAAACAUAUCUCUGGCCAAGUUUUUCGCCGACGGCAAAACCGUGGACGCCACUCAGGAGAUGCUCGCCCUGGGCGCUUGCAAUCUCAUAUCGUCCUUCGUCGGCUCAAUGCCCGUGUCCGGCGCUUUGUCCCGGGGUGCCGUCAACAACGCCAGCGGAGUCAAGACGACUUUCGGCGGGAUCUACACGGGCAUAAUCGUGAUUGUGGCAUUGCAGUUUUUCACACCUUACUUUGUGUACAUACCCAAAGCAGCCCUGGCCGCAGUCAUCAUUGCCGCCGUUGUGUUUAUGGUCGAGCUGCACGUGGUCAAACCGAUGUGGCGCACAAAAAAAAUAGAUCUUAUACCCGCUUUCGCCACGUUCCUGUGCUCGCUGUUGAUCCGGUUGGAAGUGGGCAUCGUGGUCGGUAUUGCCAUCAACGUGAUAAUUCUACUGUACACUCUGGCCAGGCCUAGGGUUCACGUGGAAAAACGAAAGAACGAUUUUGGACACGAGUACUUGGUGAUAACGCCCGACCGCAGUCUGGUGUUCCCUUCUGUGGAAUAUGUAAGGUCGGUGGUGACAAAAGCCGGACUCAAGCAAGGUCUGAGCUCCAUACCGGUCGUGAUCGACUGCAGGCACAUACAAGGAGCCGAUUUUACCGCAGCCAACGGAGUCAAGUCGUUGAUCGACGAUUUCGUCAGGAGAAAUCAGCCCCUGGUGUUCUACAAAGUCAAACCCAGUGUGAUAUCCAUUUUCCAAGGGGUCAGGCCGGCCGAGUUCAACUGUUGCGGUACCGAACAACAGUUGCACGACAUGUUAAAAGGUUAUUAUUUCAAUAGGGUACCGCCAAUGUAAAAUCCUAUUCAUCUGAUAAACAAUGAUCGACGACAACCGUUAAAUUGUGGCCCACCAACCAAAAAAAAAGCACAAAA
This is a messenger RNA of Adelges cooleyi (spruce gall adelgid), 2646 nucleotides long. Its product is annotated as sodium-independent sulfate anion transporter-like. Gene Ontology annotation, cellular component: membrane. Bases 566 to 2569 code for a protein of 667 amino acids. Gene Ontology annotation, molecular function: sulfate transmembrane transporter activity. The transcript has 13 exons. NCBI's taxonomy places the organism in Eukaryota, Metazoa, Arthropoda, Insecta, Hemiptera, Adelgidae. The record is from RefSeq and is a predicted model, not a curated record. Gene Ontology annotation, biological process: transmembrane transport.